AUGACCAGGUUCAACAAGGAAAGACUUCAGAUUCCCGACCUACAUAUAACUGCAGCAGUUUCUGCCCUCACAUAUGACAUAAAGUGUGAGGCUUUCAAGAUGUCUUUAUCCAAAACUCCACCAAAGACAGUGACCGAGCUUCUUACCCGAGUCGAGAAGUACAUAAAUAUGAAAGAAAUACUGAACCCGAGAAAGGUUGGACCAUACCAUGAUAGGGUCGAGCAUAAACGACAGCACGACCCAAACCCCCGUCAAGAACCACCUCGGAGAAAACAGAGACAAGAGGUUCCCCCGACGUCAUUCACGCGUUUAAAUACAUCAAAAACAAAUAUAUUGAUGGAGAUCAAGGAUAUGAAGGAACUCAAAUGGCCUGCCAGAAUGAGGUCACCACCUGAAUCCAGGGACAUGAACACAUACUAUGAGUUCCAUCGGGAUCAUGGGCAUACCACGAAAAACUGUAAGGCCCUGCAACAGGAGAUUGAAGCCCUUAUUAAAAGAGGACUCCUGAGUUCUUACGUCGGUAACGACAAACGCCCGAGGAACGAUCGUGGUAGGGAAAGAGCCCCUAAAGCAAAAAGGGAUGGUCAACCCACUGCUGGAACCAUCAAUAUCAUCAUUGGGGGUAUUGCCUCGAGACAAGACUCGAACAGUGGAAGAAAACAAUAUGCCCGACAAUAUACCUUGGCCUCUGGGAUGCCUCAUGGAAAGCUGGAGGAUAUUACUUUUGGAACUAGGGACUUGGAAGGUAUAUCACUUCCACAUGAUGAUGCCUUGGUCAUCUCAGCGAUUGUGGCCAAUUUUGAAGUAAAGAGAAUCUUGGUUGACAACGAGAGUGCGGCCAAUAUAUUUUCACAAGAGGCUUUUGCCAAAAUGGGAAUCUCAUCUCAGCAGUUCAAAGCGGUUAAAACUCCUCUCCAGGGGUUUGGGGAAGGAGUCAUCACUCCACAGGGUGUCGUCGAGCUUUCUCUAACUUUGGGUUCUGGCCAGAAAUAG
Molecule: messenger RNA, 993 nt
Organism: Olea europaea var. sylvestris
Lineage: Eukaryota; Viridiplantae; Streptophyta; Magnoliopsida; Lamiales; Oleaceae
Exons: 1
Coding region: 1-993 (330 amino acids)
Source: RefSeq, a predicted model, not a curated record